GCGGGCGGCGCUGCGGUGCCCGGUCCUCCCACUGCUCCUCCAGGCCGCGGGAACGUGCCCGGUCCCGUUGCCGUGGAGACCGAGCCGCGGCCUAGCUGCGGCCAUGAAGCCUGGGCCUCGCCUGCGCCUCCUGCCAGCUCCCGGGGCCGGGCCCGGCCGCCUGCGCCUCCUCACCUGGAACGUGAACGGACUCCGCACUCUCGGGCGGCGGCUGCGGCCGCGACUGGAGACGAUGCGGGCGGAGAUCAGCUGCUUCCAGGAGACCCGCGUCUCCCGAGAGGGACUGACGGAGGAGUUGGCCGUUCUCGAGGGCUUCACCUCCUACUUCAGUCACAGCCGGACCCGACCCGGGUACUCGGGUGUUGCCACGUACUGCAGGGAUGAGGCGAGACCAUUCUGGGCGGAGGAGGGUCUGUCGGGGCUGCUGACCCUCGGUGUCCGGGCCACGGGCAUCGGCGAGGAGAUGACCGACAGAGAGCUGAGGGAGCUGGACAGUGAAGGGCGGGCGGUGAUCACCAAGCACCGCGUACGGCUGUGUGAGGGGGAGACGGCGACACUGGCCGUGGUGAACGUGUACGUCCCGCGAGCUGACCCAGACUGCCCGCCCCGCCAGCGGUUCAAACUGCGAUUCCUACAGCUGCUGGAGGCCAGGGUCAACGGCCUGUUACAGGAGGGAGAACAUGUGAUUGUGCUUGGCGACCUCAACAUUGCCCACAGGCCGAUCGACCACUGUGACCCUGGAGACCUGGAGCAGUUUGCGAUGGACCCGUCCCGCCAGUGGCUGGACCGUUUGCUCAGUCCCGCGUCUGGGGGCCCGGGAGAGGAGGAGGGGGGAACGGCGGUGCCCGGCGAGGGGCCGCUGGUGGACGGGUACCGGCUCUGCCAGCCGGCGCGGCACGGCGCCUACACCUGCUGGCGUGUCAGCACCGGGGCGCGGGCCACCAACUACGGCGCCCGCAUCGACUACCUGCUGGUGAGCCGCGCCCUGGCGCGACGCUCCCUCGCCCGCUGCGCCCUCCUGCCCGGCGUCACCGGCUCCGACCACUGCCCCGUCGUGGGCUGGUUCACUGCCCUCUCCCUCCCCUCACCCCUCACCCCCCCGCUCUGCACCAGCAACAUGCCAGAGUUCACCGGAGUCCAGCAGAAACUUGUCCCCUUCCUCGUCAGGAGGGACCGGGGGCGGGGAGGGGAGGAGGGGGAAGAGGCAGAGAGAAGAGAGGCGGGAGAGGAAGAGGUGAUGGUUGGAGAAGAGGGAGAUCGGAAGAGGCUGGAGAGGGGAGGAGAGAAGGGGGUGGGGAGGGGGAGGGGAGGAGUGGGGAGGGGGAAGGGGAAGGGGACGAAGAGCAAGGUACAUCCAGCCCCAGCCAUUAACCUCCUCUCCUUCUUCAAACCCAUCGCAGUGGCCCCGGCCCCUCCCCCCGACCCGGCCCCUCCCCUCGACCUCCCCCCAUCCCCGGCCCCUCCCCUCGACCUCCCCCCCUCCCGGGGCCCUGCCGCCUUCUGGAAGGUUCUGCUGGGGGGCCGCCCCCCUCCCCCGCUCUGCACGGGUCACGGGGAGCCCAGCGCGCUUCGCACGGUCCGCAAGUCGGGCCCCAACAAGGGGCGGGGCUUCUACUGCUGCCCCCUCCCCCAGGGGCCCCCCGGUCACCCCUCUGCCCGCUGCACCUUCUUCCGCUGGGCGGAGAGAACCCCUUUACCCCACGCACCCCCAACAGAAGCACCCCUACCCCACACACCCCCAACCGAGCGAGCCACUCUAGCCCAUGAACCCCCAACGGAAGCACCUCUACCCCACAUACCCCCAACAGAGGGAGCCACUCGACCCCACGCCACUCUCGAAACAUAGGAAAAUAGGUGCAGGAGUCGGCCAUUCGGCAUUUCCUGCCAGCACCGCCAUUCAAUAUGAUCACGGCUG
Amblyraja radiata (thorny skate) is the source of this 1915-nucleotide messenger RNA. It is a transcript of the gene apex2, whose product is annotated as APEX nuclease (apurinic/apyrimidinic endonuclease) 2. The coding region runs from base 104 to 1846 and encodes 580 amino acids. The transcript has 7 exons. NCBI's taxonomy places the organism in Eukaryota, Metazoa, Chordata, Chondrichthyes, Rajiformes, Rajidae. The record is from RefSeq and is a predicted model, not a curated record. Gene Ontology annotation, biological process: base-excision repair. Gene Ontology annotation, molecular function: DNA-(apurinic or apyrimidinic site) endonuclease activity; endonuclease activity; DNA binding. Gene Ontology annotation, cellular component: nucleus.